This is a messenger RNA of Arxiozyma heterogenica, 3732 nucleotides long. RefSeq lists its product as uncharacterized. Gene Ontology annotation, biological process: regulation of GTPase activity. NCBI's taxonomy places the organism in Eukaryota, Fungi, Ascomycota, Saccharomycetes, Saccharomycetales, Saccharomycetaceae. The transcript has a single exon. The record is from RefSeq and is a predicted model, not a curated record. The coding region runs from base 1 to 3732 and encodes 1243 amino acids.
AUGAAGAAUAAAUUUCCCCAUUAUGCAUAUUUGUCUAUUGGCUCAUUUGUUUUUCUGCGAUUUUUAGGUCCUGCAUUAGUGUCUCCUGACUCUGAGAAUAUUGAAAUAUCUUUUGAUUACGAAUGUAAAAAAUCUUUCCUUAUACUUGCCAAAGUUAUACAAAAUAUGGCCAAUGGUUCUGACGAUUUCACAAAAUGGCCUGCACUUCAACCCCAUGCCAAGACUUUAAAGAUAUAUAAUGAUAGAAUCAGUGGAUUCAUAAAAAAUCUAUGUGAUACAGAUGAAGUUUUUAAAGUACCUGAAAAGAACUUACCAACUUCAAUAUAUUUUGAUUACCAUUUUAUCCAUAAGUUUUUAUAUGAACAUGAACUUGAAAUCAGAGCGAAAGCUGUGAAUGAUGUCCAUUUUUCACAGAAUUUUGAAGCACUAAAAGAUUUUGCCAACGUUAUCGAUGGUGUGUUAAAAAAAUUAGGCCUUCCAAUGCUAGAGUUAUCACAUGAUUUACCUCCAUUUGUAAAAGAAAACAUGGAAAAAUAUCCACAACUUUAUGAAUUUAUGAAAAGACAUGCUUUUAAGUCCUCAGUUCAUAAUGUCGUUGAACAAUAUUCACCUAUACAGGAAUCUAUGUCUUCCUCUGGUGUACCAAUAUUAAUAAUAUCUUGUAGACAACUAGCAAUCAACAUGGAGAGCCUAGAAGAUUCAAUAUACAAGAUUCUUCGUGCUUAUACUAAGGUUUGGUCAAAUAAGCAUUGUCUUGUUCUAGAUUGUACAAACUUUUCAACAAAACAAAACGAAUUCAAAAAAAUAUGCACUAUUCUUUUUUCUUUACUACCAGACAUUGUUUUUAAAACCUGCAUUAAGGUAUACUAUAUUAAUACAACAGAUAUUUUUAUGAAAAUAUGGACUCAGCUAAGAGUUAGGCAGAAUCCAUUUAUGACAUCUAAUAUUCCGUAUGAAUUUUUGAAUACAUCUACAGAUCAAUUAAUUAUUAAAGGUUUGGGAUUAACAUCUGAUCUGCUACAAAGUCUUGAGAAUACACGCAUAUCAUUGCAUGAUAUUGAGCUUUAUGAUGAAGAAAUACAUAAAUUCUUUCCAGUUACCCUAAAAAUUGGUUAUAAAGAUUUCCAAAUAUUACAUGAAGUACCAAAAGUUUAUGAAAUCCACAAUUUAAAUAAAUCAAUAUCAGUGCUAUUAAAUGAUGUUUUUAAUUUAAUCGAUAUUUCUGUAGUAAAUGUGUCAAAUGUUACUGGCCGUCAAAAUGAAUUUACAGUAAGUUUUUUUGAUGGUAAUCGGUUAAUUUUUUCUAAUGCUAAGUAUCUAGAAAUUAUCAAAAUGUUCUAUUACGCAGAAUCCAAAGUCGAUAAUGAUUAUACUGUAAUCAACUCAGAAAUGAUCGAGAAAAGAAAUAAGAAUAAAACUAAUAGAGAUGAAAUCGUUGCCCAUCUUUGUUUAGUAAUAUUGGUUGGUUUAUUCAGUGAUGAUGAAUCCAUUAAGAAUAUUUCGUAUAAUUUGUUAGUUUCAACACAAAAUGCAUUUCAUCUUAAUUUUGGUACUGUGUUUUAUCAUUCCUUGGAAGUUUAUGUUCCGCAAGAUACUACAAUGUUUCUCUCUCUUAUUACCCAAUCUUUAUGUACUAGUUCUCCUGAACUAACUCCCUAUAUUUGGAAAUAUAUUGUUGGUGGAUUAGAGAAGGGGGUAGUUAACCAUAAGGCUAUUCCUACUGUGGUAACUUGUUUAUCAUAUUGGAUACCAAAUAUGUAUGAUUCGUUUUUUAAUUUUAGUGACCCAACUGGUCCUGAAGUUUUUUCUCAUAUUAUCCAAGGUUUGAUCCGUCUCACAUUUAAAGAAUCAGAUUUCACUGCUGUAUACAUGCAUCAAAUUUGGUACAAAUUUACAAUGGAUGUAAACUUAGCUGCAUUGGUUGUAGAUGAAGUAAUUAAUCAUGCACUAGAGAGAGACUCUGAGAAUCGUGAAUGGAAUCAAGUAAUUACCCUAUUAACAGGCUUUCCUACUGUUGAAGUGACAAGCCAAGUCCUUCAUAGAUUUAUGAAUGUUAUCAAGAUACUGCUACCAUCACUAACCCUAGAAUCAUACAACCAUAGCUGGUCAGAAUUAAAUAUCCUAUCUAAUAUUUCCAUUCCUUUAUUUUUUGAAUCAUCAUUACUAACUCAAAUGUAUUUACCAGAACUCCUUUAUGUGAUAUCUUUACUAAUAGAUACUGGUCCAUCUGGUUUAAGAUUAACGCUACAUAAACUUUUAAUGAAUAUAUGCCAUUCUUUAACAGUUAACGAAUCUUUGGACAAUGACGAUAGAGAACAUUUAUUAUCAAUCUCCACAGCCUUUUCACACCAAAAGCUAAAUUUAAUCUCAGGUUUUAGUCAAGAAAAAGGUAGAUGGACCCCACUUCUUAAUACUACAUCAUUUACAAGCAAAGUAAAUUCUCUGGAAACAUUCACUUCUAAUAUUAUUCUUUUGAUGGAGUUCAGUUCAAAAACAGAAGCAUCAUUCUGGAAAACAAAAUUUAAGAAAUAUAUUCUGGAUGCAAUUUUUAACUAUAAAUCAUUCUUAUCUGCAAGAGCCAUGAUGAUAUUAGGUGUCAUGAGUAAAAAAAGCUGCUCAGAAGCACUUUGUCGAGAUCUGUUAUCUGAAUCAAUGCAAAUUUUUGCUAUUCCUAAAAUAAACGAAGAAACCAUGUUUUUAAAUAUCGCACAUACCUUCGCUCUGGCUAAAUUGGUGGAAGGCAUUGAUCCAACAUUACCUAUUAUGAAAGAAAUGUUUUGGCUUGCCACUUCACUUAUUGGAUCUCCUCAUCCUGUUGUGUUUGAAGGUGCUUUGAUAUUUGUUACCAAUUGUUUAAAAAAAUUAUAUUCGAUACACUUUGAAAGUUGUGAAAAGAUGAGCCUUCCAUCAAUCUUACUCACAGAAAGAAAGUUUGCCAAGAAUCUCCUGGACGAGAUAGAUCAAGGUUUAAAUAUUGAAUGGACAUAUGCCAAUUUCCCCCAUAUAAUAUCUUUUUAUAUCAUUAGAGGUUUAUCGAUUCCGGUUAUGAAGGGAACAACCCCUUUCUGCUUGAAAUUACUUUUUAAGAAUUCCUUUAAAGAAUAUUCCUUAAAUUUAAAUAAAAACCACUACUUGGUGUAUUUAUACCUUCUUUACAUAUUAUCUUCCCCCGAAGAAUUUCAAAAUAUACUACAAGAAGUAAAUAUGAAUGAAAAACUGAUAAAGCUAGAUAGCCAAAAUAAAAUUCCACUAUGUUUGGCCGACUGGAUAUCUGGACAUUCGUGUAUUUCAGCAGUAGCCUUCUAUCAAAGUGCAAAACUAUUUAGUCUUCCUUUAUCAGAUGAACCAUGCAAAUAUAGAUUUUUACUGAUAGUAAAGUAUUUACUCGAAAAAAAUCCAGAACGCGUUUUUACAUAUUAUUUGAUAAUAAGAAAGGAACUAAGAAGAAUAUCUUCUCUAGAAGAGGGGUCAGAAUUAGUAUUAGUGUGUUUUGAUAUUAUUAAUCUACUUGUAGCACGCCCUGAAUUUGACCAACAAAUCAAAGAUGUUGAAAAUUAUGAAAAGCUUCUAGAAGAGCAUGGUUUGAAGAUGCUUACUGACCAUGAGUUACUUGCUUCAACUGCAACAAAAUUGGAUAAGACUUACAGAUAUAAGGCUGACUUUCUUUACCAAAGGAAAAGAUUAAUAACAAUGAUUCUUGGAAAAAUGACAAACCAUAAUAUCUCAUGCUAA